Coregonus sp. 'balchen' is the source of this 32677-nucleotide messenger RNA. The record is from the annotation of a GenBank genome assembly. Lineage: Eukaryota; Metazoa; Chordata; Actinopteri; Salmoniformes; Salmonidae.
AAAUCGAAAAAUUACAAAAAGAUGAAGGAAAAGAAGAAAAAGAAGAGAAGUUCAUCGACGUCGUCAUCAACAAGAACAUGAAGCUGGGCCAGAAAGUCUUAAUACCCGUCAAACAGUUUCCCAAAGUAAGUAGUGCUGGAUUUGGGCUAGAGAUUUUCAGAUCAUAUUGUGCAACUGCAAACAAAGAAUAGUUUCUAUUCAGUUAGCCUCUGUGAUGUGUUUUCUAUUUUAAUUUUACUUCAAGACAACAAGCAGCUGACAGUUCAAGUAUUUAUUUUGAAACAAUGAAAAGCAAUGCCUGUAUAACUAAGUAAACAAACAAGUAAACAGUACAGUAACUACAAGAAGACAUGACAGAAUUGGUCCAUGAUCACAUUUUCUUCUCCAAACAUCUCAUUUACGUUGUUAUAACAUUACAGUACAAAUCAUACUUAAUUUUAUAAAACCCCUCCCAUUCUUCUGUUAGAUGAUGUCCCCUCCCCCUCCGAUCUGUCAGCAAAUGACCUUGGUCAAUGACGUGUGUUCACAUCUCCAUGUGCUUAUCACUCUUAAUGUUCCCUUGUGCUUAUGAUAUUCCCUUAUGCUUAUGAUAUUCCCUUCUGCUUUCCUGUUGAUCAUAAGACAAUGACUCUCUACUGAUGCAUGUUUAAGGGUGCUAUUUCCUGCAGAGAUGUUCUUCUAUCUAAUUGCUUUUGGCACCUUGCAUGUUUUCAUUGAAAAAACUAGGUCUGUCGAGGACAAAGCAGAGAUUAUUUUUUGUUCCUUCUAAAUAAAGAGAAAAAGUCUAACAAUAGGCAAUACAUAGCGAAAGAAAAGAGAGAGAGAAAGAGAGAGAGAGAGAGAGAGAGAGAGAGAGAGAAUGAGAGAGAGAGCAAGAAAGAGAGAGAGAAAGAGAGACACCUGCACUUCCCUUUUUUUUCGCUCCAGCAAAUAGAAACAGAGCCAUGUGCAUACUGCGCCACACACACACACACACACACACACACACACACACACACACACACACACACACACACACACACACACACACACACACACACACACACACACACACACACACACACACACACACACACACACACACACACACACACACACACACACACACACACCUCUCAGAGUGACUUCCAUGUGAGGAUGAAACAGCCCAUGCUGUAUGAGUGAUAAUGCUGUGCUCCUCUAGCCAUGUGUUGAGAGCCCCUCAACCCUCCGCUCUGAGACAAAGCUCCCAGCAUCAGUAUCAACGUUUAAUGGAGCCACACGAAAGCUGCAUGACAGCCAGCUCCCACCGGGACCGUAACAGGGAGGAUAGUAGGGUGGCGGAGAGGCUAGCGUAAACGUGAGAAGCCUCUCUCAGGUGAUGAUGAUGACUACACUCAGCUUUUCAUCUCAGUCCUCUCUGAGAGUGGCUGUAGAUGGAUGACCUGGCUUUCGGAGGACAGAAAGUCUGUGUUGGCACCCUAUUCCAUAUUUAGUGCACUACUUUUGUCGGUGCAAGAUUUAUGUCUUCUAGAUAACCUGGUGAGAGCUACAUUUUGUCCCUUUCUAAAACAAUCACAAUGCCAUUUGUAAUAAAGGGAGAUGUAAUGUCAUCUAGAAAAACGUUGAUGUCACAUAGGAGUGCAGCUAAACACAUUUGCUUUGACAGCUUUGAUAAGGGGCCUCGCUAAUACGCUGUUUAGAGCCUCAACAAGCCACCGAAGGAAGACAAAUUCAAUUUGUACAAUCUGACAGGUAGCAAUGGGCUAGAGUGAUCGCUGUGACUCCAAUGGGUUUUCUCCCUGACACACAAACAUCACCUUUUGGCUUUCGCCACUGAAGUGGCUCGCUGCGUUUCCCAAAGCGACCGUUUAGACUCAUGUUCAGAAGGCUUAAAUCCAUCUUCAAAAAACAUGGCUUUUCUAUCAUAAUAUGAAACAGGUAAGGACACUAUAGGGAAUGUUCCAGAUGUAUGGUUUUCUAGGAAUUUGUUUAUUAUACUUUAGCUAAGAAAUUAAAGACCUAACACUCUUAAAUUGGGCUGCUGGUUAAAAACUAGGUUAACCUGGAUUAUCAUAUUCACUUAUCAGCACAGUUCAUUGUCAGCCUAGUGGGUACUCCUGCAAUGAUGGAGAAUGGGUUAUACAUGUACAGUGGUUCAUCAAUUAAAAGUUUAGAGCUUAUGCCACGACUGUUUGUGGUAGAUUGUGGCAGAUUUUGGUAAAUUGCGUCAUUCUGUCAUUGCACAACACUAUCACAAAGGGGAGUUAGAACGCUGAUCUAUCUGUAGUCUAAACUGGGGCACAAAUUGACUAUCUUUUCGUAAAUUAAUGGAGGUGUGAAUGUUUCAGUCCGAGAGUCUCUCUUCUCUGGCACUAGAGUCCUGCAUCAGGCAAAAAACAUGUUUGCUGGCGGGUGGUCCCGGAGUUGAGGGAGAACUUGUCUAAAUACAAUUGCGCAAUUACACUUGACAUGUGUACUGACGAUUUUCGAAAAAUAGACACGGUGGGCUUUUGGUUUCUCUCCCUCUAAAAACAGAAAUAAAUAAUAACAAACAGGCUUUAUUUACCACAGUGUGAAAGAGUGAUAGCCCCUCUAUAUAAAGUGAGUUUCUGAAACACGGAGUUCUUCUUUGCUGAUGUGAAGAAUAAACUGAAUGAAAGAGAGUCCAGCGAGGAUAGGGAGGGGAAAAAGGUUUCCAUAUUUUCAAGACCUGAGCUACUUCAUAUAUUCAUAAAAUGUACUAGUUUAGUAGGCUAUUUCGCAGCAUUAAGCUAUUUUUGUCAGCAUAAAGCUGAGUGACUCACUCAUUCGUGGCUUUGGAUCAAACAAAGUACCAACAUUCUUUCUGAUAGUCUUUAAUAAAUAUUUUUUUGGGACCAAGUUAAUCUGCUCAUGUUGUGUGUGUUGAAUUAUUUGUGACAUUGUGGUUACAAUGAAGAAUGUAAACGAAAAUAAAUCAAAUAAAUCCUAUUCAUAAUGAUUAAUCAGAUGCGUGUUGCAAGCUCGUAAUUUUUCCUUAUUUAAUUUGUUUGUAAGAUUUUAUUUUAUAUUUUUAGACAAAACAAAACAUACACAUACAAACGACAACUACAUCACACCUGCCCAGACCCACAUGCUCACACCCCCAUCUCCAGCGCCCGCAUCACUCUCCGCCACAUGGCCUCAAACUGCACCAUUUUGUUUCUCUCCGUCGCCCACAUGCACUUUCAACAUUUGGAUAAUAAAGUGUUUAAAGACUGACAUUGGUUGAUUUUCAGUUUUUAAGUAUACGUUUUUUCAAGAUGAUUGACGAGAAAAGUAUCGUCCAACCCAUAGGGUAUCUCACUGCACCAUAAUAUGCAAUGUCUUGAAAUAUGCAGACAGACGGAUUAAAAGUUAAUUUGCAUUGUAAUACAGUGGGGGAAAAAAGUAUUUAGUCAGCCACCAAUUGUGCAAGUUCUCCCACUUAAAAAGAUGAGAGAGGACUGUAAUUUUCAUCAUAGGUACACGUCAACUAUGACAGACAAAAUGAGAUAAUUCUUUCCAGAAAAUCACAUUGUAGGAUUUUUAAUGAAUUUAUUUGCAAAUUAUGGUGGAAAAUAAGUAUUUGGUCAAUAACAAAAGUUUCUCAAUACUUUGUUAUAUACCCUUUGUUGGCAAUGACACAGGUCAAACGUUUUCUGUAAGUCUUCACAAGGUUUUCACACACUGUUGCUGGUAUUUUGGCCCAUUCCUCCAUGCAGAUCUCCUCUAGAGCAGUGAUGUUUUGGGGCUGUCGCUGGGCAACACAGGACUUUCAACUCCCUCCAAAGAUUUUCUAUGGGGUUGAGAUCUGGAGACUGGCUAGGCCACUCCAGGACCUUGAAAUGCUUCUUACGAAGCCACUCCUUCGUUGCCCGGGCGGUGUGUUUGGGAUCAUUGUCAUGCUGAAAGACCCAGCCACGUUUCAUCUUCAAUGCCCUUGCUGAUGGAAUGAGGUUUUCACUCAAAAUCUCACGAUACAUGGCCCCAUUCAUUCUUUCCUUUACACGGAUCAGUCGUCCUGGUCCCUUUGCAGAAAAACAGCCCCAAAGCAUGAUAUUUCCACCCCCAUGCUUCACAGUAGGUAUGGUGUUCUUUGGAUGCAACUCAGCAUUAUUUGUCCUCCAAACACGACGAGUUGAGUUUUUACCAAAAAGUUAUAUUUUGGUUUCAUCUGACCAUAUGACAUUCUCCCAAUCCUCUUCUGGAUCAUCCAAAUGCACUCUAGCAAACUUCAGACGGGCCUGGACAUGUACUGGCUUAAGCAGGGGGACACGUCUGGCACUGCAGGAUUUGAGUCCCUGGCGGCGUAGUGUGUUACUGAUGGUAGGCUUUGUUACUUUGGUCCCAGCUCUCUGCAGGUCAUUCACUAGGUCCCCCCGUGUGGUUCUGGGAUUUUUGCUCACCGUUCUUGUGAUCAUUUUGACCCCACGGGGUGAGAUCUUGCGUGGAGCCCCAGAUCGAGGGAGAUUAUCAGUGGUUUUGUAUGUCUUCCAUUUCCUAAUAAUUGCUCCCACAGUUGAUUUCUUCAAACCAAGCUGCUUACCUAUUGCAGAUUAAGUCUUCCCAGCCUGGUGCAGGUCUACAAUUAUGUUUCUGGUGUCCUUUGACAGCUCGUUGGUCUUGGCCAUAGUGGAGUUUGGAGUGUGACUGUUUGAGGUUGUGGACAGGUGUCUUUUAUACUGAUAACAAGUUCAAACAGGUGCCAUUAAUACAGGUAACGAGUGGAGGACAGAGGAGCCUCUUAAAGAAGAAGUUACAGUUGACGUGUACCUAUGAUGAAAAUGACAGGCCUCUCUCAUCUUUUUAAUUGGGAGAACUUGCACAAUUGGUGGCUGACUAAAUACUGUUUUUUCCCCACUGUACUUCUGACAGCCACAUUUCUAACACAACCCAUAACUUUUGGACUUUAUUACAUUCCCAGAAGGCAUGGGUUAUUAUAACCUAAUGAAAAAUGAACCUGGUAAUCGAAUUUCAUUUACUGCAGGCCUAAGAGCUGUGGGUUUAACAUUCUGAAUGAAUGAUUAUAUUGAAGAUAGAAGCCUCCUCUUAUUGAGUUCCGAGAGCCGAUCCGUUACCCAACAAAAUAUUAUCUAUUUAUUUAGCCUAAUUGUGUUUAUGACUACAGACAGUGGGCUAAUAUUCCUAUUUUCCUGCAUUAAUUAAUUUGUCUGCAUGUCUAUUCAACAUUUGGCUAAAAAGAAACCAUGCCAUGAAUUAAGAACAUAUAUAUAUAUUUAUUUUUUCACCAUGCAAUGCGGCACAUUGAUAACUCAAAUUGCUUUAAAGAACCUUCUAAUAUUAGACAACAAAUAAAUAUACUUAAACAAUUACUUCAAAAACAGUCCAUUCAUCACUGGAUUUCUUCAAAUUGCUGUGCAGGAAAAGGAUCUCAUCCACUGUGCCUGGUCUCAGGCUCGCAGCUGGCUUCUCUCUGAAACCACACAUCCAUCUGAAGGUGAUGCUUUAUCCUUGGGAACCACACAAUUACCAGGUGGACAGUAUGCCUCUUGAAGCGAUAGAGGAAAUCAACAAGAUCCACAAGUAUUCUUUCACAAUAGCUGGCCUUAUGUUAUCUGCAGUUUUGAGCCGCACUGUCCCACUCAGUGGUGGAUAACAUCCACUCUUCGUUUAUGUAAUGGGCUGUAAGGCACAAGUAUCCUAUUUUUCAAAAAUCGUCAGUCCACAUGUCAAGUGUAAUUGCGGCAUUGUAUUUACUCAAGUUCUCGUUCAACUCCUGGACCACCCGCCAGCUGAUUUUUUUUUGCCUGAUGCAGGACUCUAGUGUGAUAGGAGAGAGGCUGACUGAAACAUUCACACCUCCAUUAAUUUACAAAAGUAUGGUCUAAUAGCUCGGCUAGGUGUGAAAAAUCCCCCAAUUUGUGCCACAGUUUAGACUACCGAUAGAUGCUGCGGUCAGUCAGAGUUGAGUCCCAUUGUAAAGUGUAGCCUAAUGGCCAAAAAAGGGCAAACUUGCAAUGUAUUCGAAGCUUAAGUAGUCUAAAGUUUUACAUUUCUAACUCAAUAUCACAGGCCAGAUAUGCUCUGACGAAAAAUGCAUCAACCCCUACAAAUAUAUUAAUUUAUUAUAAUCCACAUAAUCAUUCAAACGAAAUUAGCUGUAGUGAGAGGAGAGACUGCAUGCUAAAGACAAUCAGAAAUAAUGUGUCUUUAACCCUGCAUUAUAAUAUAACUUAUUUUGAACGAAAGCCAGGAAUGAGUGAGUCACUCAGCCCUAUGCUGUUCCUGCUUCUGUUGCCUAUUUGAGUGUUUGUUUAAUAUCCUACUGAUUCUAUGAUCACCAAGCCUCAUGCAACCACAAAAUGUUGGAUAAAGCAAUUUCACAAAUCCGGCUGUUUUUAAACAUUGCUAUGCUGUAUUAAAGGCUUUACACUUUGUUUUUCAUUAGAACAAACUCUGGUAUUACUUAUACUUUAUUUAGUAUUGUUUACACUGUUCCAAAUUGACAGAUACAUUAUAUUGUAAUCUAACAGCACCUGUUUGUCAUGCAGCAGUAUCUCUUGCGCUUUUGACAAUGAUUUUACAUGAGGCCUGAUUCACAUGAUAUGCCUAAAAUACUGAUACCACUAGGCUAAUAAAUAAUCACAUUUUUCCUUUCGAUUAUUUAAUGAACCUAUAUCAUGUUAUUUGAAGUUAUCCCUUUGGAGCACAUGCAAAAGCGAUUUGGAGUUGUUAAACAGGAGUGACAAAAUGUAUUACAAUUGAAUUUAAAUUGACUGAAUGAUGAGGAUGAAGAAGAGAGUGAUUGAAUUUAGAACAAUAGUGUAAGAAUUGCUCUUCCUCUAUCCCGCGGGCACACAAAAAAAAAGACACUUUUUUUGUUUCUACUUCAUCCGAAGAAGCUGUAACUGGACCGUAGCUUAUUACUUACUAAAACUGUUGUUACACUGUAAGGCUUUUAUUCUAAGAUGAACGAAAAUGGUCUGUUAUAUUCCAUUAUAUUCUUAAAAUAUAUGUGUUGACUGAAUAUAUGCAAGUGAUGUUAACAAGUUAAAUUAACAAGUUGAUGGCGAAGCCGUAAAGCCUCAGCUGCUAAUCACAAAAAAAAAAGGUUUCACGUAUUUUCAAUACCUGAGCUAUUUAAUGUAGGUGUUUUAUUUAUUACAUUUACUUGUGGAAUGUUACCGACUAGAUAACAACAAUAUAAAUAAUAAUCUGGUGGCAUUGGUAGAGAGUCAGGCGGAGAAUGGAGUGAAAGUGCACUGUACUGUAAGUACGCAACAACGCUGUGGACAAAGUGUAAAUAGUUUAGCAGCCUUUCCAAUAAAUUGGAAUACAAAAAAUGCCAUCCAACCUUGAUGGGCUAUCAGCAGGACGAUAGACUCUUGCCGAGUUUAGGGACUUUAAAUGUAUUAAUGUCUGUUUGCAAGGCAUGUCACUUCACCCAUCUCUUUGCAUAGCCCACCACGUGCACUGUUUUCUAACCACAUCUGGAUGGAUCCAUGACGAAUUACUAUGGGAAUAAAUAUCACUGAAUGACAGAAAUAUCUGAAUAUAGUAGGCUAAUGCAAUUGAAGCCAACAUAUUGUUGCUUACUGAAACUUACAAAGUCACCCAAAGUCAUCCAAUUGUUAUAAUAGGAUUUGAAGCAAUAGCCUACCCACGUGUGGUCAACUAUUUCAGGACCUUUUUACGCAGCUUUGAGACAAGCAUGGGGACUGGUCUUGAUAAAUCAAUCAGAUUUGUAUUUUUACUGAAUCUCCAUUUGGGUAUUGGUUAGCCUACAAUUAGGGUGUGGAAAUGUUAGGAUUAUUUUGCUCUUCACUCCUAGGCCUAAUCCCGACCAGUCACGUUGUACAGCGCCAUAUUUUCCUAACGGAAACCCUGAGGCUUACAUAGGCUACUGUAAAAUGCAUUUUUGUUUUUCUUGGAACAGAAACACCAUAAUAUUAAUCAAUUUAAUUAAGCUACAUUUCUAACAGUAUAAACAGCACAACAAAUACAAUAAUAAUUUACAAACAAAUUAUAAUCAAUCCUAUAUAGUUCUAACAAAAAAAGUUUAUAGUACAGCCAAUAUUAAAAACAGUCAAAUGCAUUCGUGAAUUCAAUCGCUUUAGCCGAAAUGUUGCGGUUUAUUCAUUGUUUAAUUAUUCAAGGCUCCCUUUGUUAUUUUGUUUUAUAACUGAAAUGCUUGACUGUAUUUAAAGACAUGGAUGACUUGUAUACUGUUUGAUGACAUGCACAAAUGAAUGAAUGAUGGAUUGAUAUGCUGUAUAUUGAACUAAGCCUUUAUGCCAAUAAGUAAGUUACGCUAAAACAGCUACAGUAAACAAGACUCUUAGGCCUACAGCCCAUGACAUUUCAAUAACAUAGCUUCUCAAAGAUGCCCUCUUGUGGUCGAACUAUCAUUAAUGGCAACAGUGGCUGACAGUAAAAUACUAUGAAGUCAUGCACUUCAACAUGCCAUACCAUUCCGCAGCACCCCGCAAGCUGUGCUGCUGUAUGACGCAACUUUUAAAGGAAGAAUCACUGUAUGCUUGCUAUUAUACCAAUUUGCAACUGGAAAACAGAGCAUCUGGAAAACAGAGUAAUCAUUUGUAGUUGUGAUACAGUAUUAGUGUUACUGUGAGAUUGGUAUUCAAUAAAUAAGUUGUUUCAUCUAACAUGUCCAAGCAGGAGACUAUGGUUAGAAAUAAUAGGGAAAUACCUUUUAGGGUGAUCUGGGAUCAUACGAAGAAGGAAUAGGCUAACUGUACAUUUCCUUGCAUUUGUUUAUAUUUUGUUUGUUCAUUUACUGUGUAACCGGUAUAAAUCAAUCUCUUAACAACUGAACAUAUCACACCCACAGGCGUGAAAUACUGUCCUGUUUUUCAUGCCCAUAUACGUGCACCCCAUUAUAAAUAUUUUUGUAUAAGUCACCCCAGGCCAUUAGAAAGGUGUAAGGAGCCCCACUGGUUAAUUUCUAGUUUAGGCUGUGUUUCUGUCUCUCUGUUUAUCUGUCUCCUCUGUGUCUCUGUGUCUGUGUCUCUAUAUCUCUGUAUCUCUGUUUGUCUCUGUCUGUGUCUCUGUCUCUUUGUGUCUGUCUCUGUGUGUCUGUCUCUCCUCUCUCCUGUGUGUCUCUGUAUCUCUGUCUCUCCCCUCCUCUGUGUCUCUCUGUGUAUCUUUGUCUCUCCCCUCCUCUGUGUCUCACUGUAUCUCUGUCUCUCCCCUCCUCUGUGUCUCUGUCUCUGUGUCUCUCCUCUGUGUCUCUCUGUGCGUCUGUCUCUCCCCUCCUCUGUGUCUCUCAGAAACGGACGCAGUGAUUUAUUCUUCUACUGUUGGCUCUGUCUGUCCUGCUGUCUUCAGCAGAAUCGCUGCACGCUGGCUUUUAUCUGAACACACCUCUCCUCUCCUCUCGCAGCGCAACACACACACACACACACACACACACACACACACACACACACACACACACACACACAGACACACACACCUCCUCUCCAGCACAGCACAGGCUAGCAGUACAAUAAUGCAUUCAGGAAAUGAUGAAAAGAUGUUAGAUGUUGGUCCGCCCCACCCCCCUGGGUAGCUGUGAUUAAUCAUAGAUCUGUUCCUACUGGUUAGUGUCCUCUGACUUUUUCAUCAUCACAGAACCUGCCAUCUCUCUACCUGCUUUCUCCAUCCCCUGCCAGUUUCCAAAGAGGUUCUUUGGCUGUCCCCAUAGGAGAACCCUUUUUGGUUCCAGCUAGAACUCUUUUGGGUUCAUUGUAGAACUCUCUGUGGAAAGGGUUCUACAUGGAACCCAAAAGAGUUCUACCUGGAACUGAAAAGGUUUUACCUGGAACCAAAAAGGGUUCUACUAUGGGGACAGCCGAAGAACCCUUUUAGGUUCUAGAUAGCACCUUCUUUUCUAAGAGUGUAGUGCGCUCCUAGUUUGUGUGUGUGUGUGUGUGUGUGUGUGUGUGUGUGUGUGUGUGUGUGUGCGAGCGCGUGUGCGCAUAUGUGUGCUUGCCUGCAUGUGUGUGUAACCAAAAUCAAAGCAGUGGUUCUAGCCAACACAUGAUUAAGAGGCGACUGUUCAGCUCUCAUGUGGGCCAUCACUAUCAGUGGCAGGCAGCACAGUCCCCUCCUAGUCCCCAUCCAGGGACAGUAAGGGACCCACCCUGCAGCAGGUUAGGACUGGGUUCAGAUUACUGGUGUUGUUGGGGGAAAUGGAUUAGAGAUAUAAAAAGCAGAAAGCUCUGUAAAUGACCACAGGCCCCAGUCAGACUAUGGUUGCGUCUCAUUACAUCCUUUUCCUUUUAUAGUGCUCUACUUUAUGGUCAAAAUUAGUGCACUAUAAAGGGAAUAUGGGUGCAUCCCAUAGCACAGCACCAAAACAGAAUGCAAUAUGGCGUGAAAUAAUGGCGCCGGAGGGGAUGGCUGCUGUUUUACGGGCUCCUAAACAACUGAGCUAUUUUGUUUGGGACACGAAUCCAGAUGCUUAUAAGAAAUACCGAUAUGCCCUCAGACGAACCAUCAAACAGGCAAAGCGUCAAUACAGGACUGAGAUUAAAUCUUACUACACCGGCUCUGAUGCUCGUCGGAUGUGGCAGGGCUUGCAAACUAUUACGGACUACAAAGAGAAACCCAGCCGCCAGCUGCCCAGUGACGCGAGCCUACCAGACGAGCGAAAUGCCUUUUAUGCUUGCUUCGAGGAAAGCAACACUGAAGCAUGCAUGAGAGCACCAGCUGUUCCGGAUGACUUUGUGAUCACACUCUCUGUAGCCGAUGUGAGCAAGACCUUUAAAAAGGUCAACAUUCGCAAGGCCGCGGGGCAAGACGGAUUACCAGGGCAUGUACUCAGAGAAUGCGCGGACCAACUGGCAAGUGUCUUCACUGACAUUUUCAACCUCUCGUUGACGGAGUCUGUAAUACCUACAUCUUUCAAGCAGACCACCAUAGUCCCUGUGCCCAGGAAUGCGAAGGUAACCUGCCUAAAUGACUGCCGCCCCGUAGCACUCACGUCGGUAGCAAUGAAGUGCUUUGAAAGGCUGGUCGUGGCUCACAUCAACACCAUCAUCCCGGAAACCCUAGACCCACUCCAAUUCGCAUACCGCCCCAACAGAUCCACAGAUGACGCAAUCUCAAUCGCACUCCACGCUGCCCUUUCCCACCUGGACAAAAGCAACACCUAUGUGAGAAUGCUGUUCAUUGACUACAGCUCAGCGUUCAACACCAUAGUGCCCACAAAGCUCAUCACUAAGCUAAGGACCCUGGGACUAAACACCUCCCCCUGCAACUGGAUCCUGGACUUCCUGGUGGUAAGUAGGCAACAACACAUAUGCCACGCUGAUCCUCAACACUGGGGCCCCUCAGGGGUGCAUGCUUAGUGUCCUUCUGUACUCCAACACCAUUAUUAAGUUUGCUGAUGACACAACAGUGGUAGGCCUGAUCAUCGACAACGAUGAGACAGUCUAUAGGGAGGAGGUCAGAGACCUGGCAGUGUGGUGACAGGACAACAACCUCUCCCUCAAUGUGAGCAAGACAAAGGAUAUGAUUGUGGACUACAGGAAAAGGAGGGCCGAACUGUCCUCCAUUAACAUCGACGGGGCUGUAGUGGAGCGGGCCGAGAGUUUCAAGUUCCUUGGUGUCCACAUCACCAACAAACUAUCAUGGUCCAAAUACACCAAGACAGUCAUGAAGAGGGCACAACAACGUAUUUUCCCCCUCAGGAGACUGAAAAGAUUUGGCAUGGGUCCCCAGAUACUCAAAAGGUUCUACAGCUGCACCAUCGAGAGCAUCCUUACCGGUUGCAUCACCACCUGAUAUGGCAACUGCUCGGCAUCCGACAAUAAGGCGCUAUAGAGGGUAGUGCGUAUGGCCCAAUAAAUCACUGGGGCCAAGCUUCCUGCCAUCCAGGACCUAUAUACUAGGCGGUGUCAGAGGAAGGCACAACAAAUUUUCAAAGACUCCAGUCACCCAAGUCAUAGACUGUUCUCUCUGCUACUGCACGGCAAGCGGUACCGGAGCGCCAAGUCUAGGUCCAAAAGGCUCCUUAACAGCUUCUACCCCCAAGCCAUAAGACUGCUGAACAAUUAAUCAAAUGGCCACCUGGACUAUUUACAUUGACCCCCCCCCACACACACACACACAUUGUUUUUACACUGCUGCUACUCUCUGUUUAUUAUCUAUGCAUAGUCACUUUACCCCUACCUACAUGUACAAGUUACCUUGACUACCUGUACCCCCGCACAUUGACUCCUUACCGGUACCCCCUGUAAAUAGCCUCUUUGUAAUUUUAUUGUGUUGUUUUUUUAUUUUAUUUUUUUACUUUAAAAAAUAUUUUCUUAACUCUAUUUCUUGAACUGCAUUGUUAGUUAAGGGCUUGUAAGUAAGCAUGUGACAAAUACAAUUUGAUUUGAUGUGCUGCCUGACUGACUGACUGUCAUCCCUCCUGUUAUUUGUCUGAAUAAAAUGACAAAGAAAACGUAAUGUAAAUCUAAAAACAAUAAACUUCUAAAUAAUUUUCUCAUGCUUGACCAUUGAUUACAAUUCAUUAUGUAUUCCACCUUGAAUAUAACAGGUGCAAACUUUCCCACCAGUUCAAACUCAAACUGAUGUAAACCUGGCUAUUAGUCAAGAUAAUGGACUUCCCGAUACCAUUAGCACCUUUUUAUGUAGCCUCACCAUCUGUAGACAUCAUCCUAUGUACAAUAGUAAUGAGUGGAAUUUAACUGGUGUUAGCAUACAUUACCAGUCAAAAGUUUGGACACACCUACUCAUUCAAGGGUUUUUCUUUAUUUUUUACUAUUUUCUACAUUGUAGAAUAAUAGUGAAGACUUCAAACUACGAAAUAACACAUAUGGAAUCAUGUAGUAACCAAAAAAGUGUUAAACAAAUCAAAAUAUAUUUUAUAUUUGAGAUUCUUCAAAUAGCCACCCUUUGCCUUGAUGACAGCUUUGCACACUCUUGGUAUUCUCUCAACCAGCUUCACCUGGAAUGCUUUUCCAACAGUCUUGAAGGAUUCCCACAUAUGCUGAGCACUUGUUGACUGCAUUUCCUUCACUCUGUCGUCCGACUCAUCCCAAACCAUCUCAAUUGCAUUGAGGUCAGCGUAUUGUGGAGGCCAGGUCAUCUGAUGCAGCACUCCAUCACUCUCCUUCUUGGUAAAAUAGCCCUUACACAGCCUGGAGGUGUGUUGGGUCAUUGUCCUGUUGAAAAACAAAUGAUAGUCCCACUAAGCCCAAACCAGAUGGGAUGGCGUAUUGCUGCAUAAUGCUGUGGUAGCCAUGCUGGUUAAGUGUGCCUUGAAUUCUAAAUAAAUCACAGACAGUGUCACCAGCAAAGCACCCCCACACCCUCACACCUCCUCCUCCAUGCUUUACGGUGGGAACCACACAUGCAGAGAUCAUCCGUUCACCCACACUACGUCUCACAAAGACACGGCGGUUGGAACCAAAAAUCUCCAAUUUGGACUCCAGACCAAUGGACACAUUUCCACCAGUCUAAUGUCCAUUCCUCGUGUUUCUUGGCCCAAGCAGGUCUCUUCUUAUUAUUGGUGUCCUUUAGUAGUGGUUUCUUUGCAGCAAUUCAACCAUGAAGGCCUGAUUCAUACAGUCCCCCCUGAACAGUUGAUGUUGAGAUGUGUCUGUGACUUGAACUCUGUGAAGCAUUUAUUUGGGCUGCAAUUUCUGAGGCUGGUAACUCUAAUGAACUUAUUAUCUUUAGCAGAGGUAACUCUGGGACUUCCAUUCCUGUGGCGGUCCUCAUGAGAGCCAGUUUCAUCAUAGCGCUUGAUGGUUUUUGCGACUGCACUUGAAGAAAGUUCUUCAAAUGUUCCGUAUUGACUGACCUUCAUGUCUUAAAGUAAUGAUGGACUGUUGUUUCUCUUUGCUUAAUUGAGCUGUUCUUGCCAUAAUAUGGACUUGGUCUUUUACCAAAUAGUGUUAUAUAGUGUUUGACCCUAUGGGCCCUGGUCAAAAGUAGUGCACUAUGUAGAGAAUAGGGUGCCAUUUGAGAUGCACACUUGGAUAUGGUUGAAAUAACAGUGUUAUGGAGACUCAGUGCUACUAUAAAAGAUAGUUCUCAAGUCAAAUCAAACCUGACCGUUCAAACUCUGAGCCUCCUCAUUUCACAUAAUGCUGUUAUAAUUGUAAGGAUUAUGUGUGUUAGUUGUCAAAGGCAGAAAGAUUGCAGUCAGAGUGCAGUAUAACUGCAGUAUGCUGCAAAUACUGCGUCCAAAAAAGCAAUGUUUUUUUUACUGCUGUAAUUUUGUAGUGUAAUGUUGUAGAAAUAUUUGACUCAAAAAGUAGUCAACUACUAAAUAUAAAAUAUUUCUCAAGAGACUGGAACUUGUGAAUUUAGACUUUUAUUAUUUGCAUAACAAAGCCGAGCUUGCUCCAUGGAGCAACUGCUUACCCUGAACCGGAGUGCUCUUUUUAUACAGUCACACUGAUACAACUGAUAGUUACUCCUCCCUAUGUGAAUGAAUAACAUCUUUCAGUAUCACAUGAUGGCUACUCACGAGGGCUACUUGCGCUUCUCUAAGUGUGGCCUCUGUAUCCUAUUAGUGGCAUGACUCAAAAAAUUAUGUACAUACGUACGUUAAAGAACAAUCACACUCUGUAUUGACUAUAUUCACUAUCCAGGCAUGCAUCUGGAGUACAAAGUAUCAUUUUUUACAUUUUUUUUUUUUACAUUUUAUUCAUUUAGCUUAUCCAGAGCGACUUAUAGUUAGUGAAUACAUUUUUUUUUUAUACUGGCCCCCCGUGGGAAUCAAACCCACAACCCUGGCGUUGCAAACGCCAUGCUCUAUCAACUGAGCUACAUCCCUGCUGGCCAUUCCCUCCCCUACCCUGGACGACGCUGGGCCAAUUGUGCGCCGCCCAUGAGUCUCCCGGUCGCGGCCGGCUGCAACAGAGCCUGGAUUUGAACCAGGAUCUCUAGUGGCACAGUUAGCACUGCGAUGCAGUGCCUUAGACCACUGCGCCACUCAGGAGUAUCAAUCAUGUUCAUUCUGUUUUACCUUUAUCAUUUCACAACACAUUAUAAAACAUAUCAAUUUAUACUUAAACAUGGUUUAAACAUGUCAUCCAUAACCCAUUCUCAACCACAUACAUCUAAGCAUUUAUCAUUUACCAUCCUCCCUGGCCCUUGAGAUUAUGUGCAUGUGGCCAUGUGUCAGGUCAUAAGGUCAUAAGCACAAACAAAUGAUAACACUAGUUCCAUUGUUACUCCAAUCUCCACACAGCCAUCACGAGGAGUUGUAUCUCCAUCACAUGUCAUUGACAUACCCAGACCAGCUGCAGGGAGUUUAUGAAAAACACAUAAAUGUCUCUGCUCUGUAUUAACCCUUCAACUGGUUCUCAAUCCAUAAACAUUUUAAGGCAUGUAGGUGUUUAAUUCUACAACUUAUGUACUUGAAAAUCAUCUAUAUAUUUCCCCCCUUUGGGACUUUCUAAGUCCCAACCAAUAAAACAAAAGAUAACAUAAAAUGAGUGUAAGCAUGUGCAUAUACUUAUUCUUAGCCUUGCCAUCUGUGGUUACAUUUUAUAAGAAUAUAUAUUCAGACCAAUGUAUAUUCCUCAUUGUCUGACCCAUCCUGAUGAGGACAAGGAGCCCAGUCAGGUAUUGGUUACAAGUCUUGAAGGUUUCCCUCUAAGCUAACCUCCAAUUGUUGCUGUUGAGCUUUGUAACCAUUGCUCCCCUUUUUGUUUUGUUGUAUUUCCAAUAUACGUGGUAGUAUCCUAACACAUCAAAUAUAUAAGAAAUAAAUGCAACUUUUUUUAAAAACCAUAAUAUCUAGGACAUGUUAAGAAUGGUGUCAACAUCUUUAGCUUACAUAACCUUUUUUACCCAUAUCACAAUUAUUAUAACAAUCAAAGAAUCAAUAUCAAUAAUCUAAUCCUUUAAUUGCAAUUCACACCUGCUUCCGCUUUUUGUAGUCCACUUAUUUCUUCCUCCUAUCACAAAAACAAAAGAUUUAACCUAACCCAUAACACAUUGUUAUACUUCUAUUUUUCCUUAAUACACCUUGCAAUUUCCCCAAAAACCCUUUAAAAAAACAUUAAAACCUCUGUAAGCCCAACUUCCCCCUUGGACACAUGCAUCACAUCGUGAUUUCAUGUGUUCAAAUAAACAAAACAACAACAUAUUGCCUAAAAAACCCAAAAAAUAAUAACUAAACGGGAAAAUGACAACCCUUGAGCAUAUCUUUACUUAACUGAUCCCAUAACACUAUUCAGAAACCUCUCCUUCAGGACUAACUCUCUCACUUCAUCCUUGUCCUGUUUGGACUAAUAUAUAUAUAUAUAUAGGAUUUUGUCCAAAUUACAAAAACUUCUUCACAAUUAUCCUUAUUAUAUCCAACCCCCUAAUAAAGCAUGCCUCUAGAAUUUAUAGUGCGGGUGAUCAGGUCACACUAUAAAGCCAGGACAGAUUUCAGAGGUCAUUGAAAUCAUUCAAUUAAUUGUUUCAUCCAAUAGUAUACUACUCAUUAAUAACCAUCAAGACAUUUCAUAAAUGUUGUAUCCCGAGUGUACAGUAAGUCCUUAGUACAGCUCUUUUCAAAAUAAAUCACACAUAUUUACUUAUCCCUCAGUAAAUAAAACCCAAAUUACAUGUGUAUGCCCCUUUAAGAUAUUUCACUUCCAUCCCAUCAAAAAACCCAAAAUAGAAAUAAAAAUCCUAUACAGAAUAACAUUUCAUACUAAGUAGUUUGUUUGUGGUUAUUCGAACACCAUAUAGUAAAACAAUAAACAAACAAAAAAUGGCCAGGCCUUAUUUAUUUUGGUAGCUCCCUAUCACAACCUAAAAAUAAAACGACUUAAUUUUACUAACUAGUUCCACCCUAGCCUACAGACUUUUUAACAUCCCAAUGAGAUAUAAAGAAAUCCCCAUGUUCCUGGAAGAGAAAGUAUACAUGUCGUUAACAUAUAAUCAACAAUCCAAAGAUAGUAAUUACACACAAAACAUCAUACAUAUAUCCCCAGUCCUAUCUCAUCAACAAUCAUUAACCCCAGCAUCGAUUUAAAAUUGUUUGAUACGUCGUGUCCUACUUUACCCCUAACAUAAUAUUAUAGGAGACUCCCAUCAAUCCUUAAAAGAAACUCCCACUUAGAAGACACUAGAUAAUAACACGUUUUAUUAAGUUAACUACACCUUCCACUAUAAACCUAUAACCCCUUUUUAGUAAUUUAAACGUCGCAAACUGUUGCAUUGAUGUUUUUUUUUUAAAUAUAAACUUAUUGUUUCAUAAUCCAAAACCCAUAAAAAGAUGUCUACUUAAUCCAUCAGGCCAACAGCAACAACUACCUCCCAUCGUUCAACGUACUAUAAACAAAUUAUCGUUAUCUGAAGUAAUAAACCAUUGUCAUAACUCACUGCUGUUUAAACAAACUAUAUAAUGUCAUAAUAAAAUGAUCAAUUAUCAAAUAUCAUUCCUUAUUCAACUAUCGAGACAUGUUCUUCAUUAGUAAAUCGUCUCCACAAAGCAAUACUACCUAAUAACAUAUUCUCAUUCUCCUAAAUAUAAAUAAUUACUUCUAUUAAACAAUCCCAUUCAACAUCAAGUCAUCCUGCCUCAUCACCCAAUUAACUUAUUUUUUAAAACCCUCUACAAUAUCUAUCAUACUCUACCGCUAAUUUCCCUCAUAACGGUACCUCAACAGAUGACAAAUUAUUUUAUAUUUAUAGUAAAAACCAAUAAAACAUCCAAUUCACCAAUAUGCAAUUUUAAUUACUAUGUUAUCCUAUCUGACAUGGAUUGGUAGGACAACAUCUUUCCUAUAAUGUUAUCAAUGAAAACAGUAAUUCACAUCAAUGUAAAAGAUUUGCUUUCUGUCCCUUACUGGAUUUGAACCAGGGACCCUCUGCACACAUCGACAACAUUCACCAUCGAAGCACCGUUACCCGUCGCUCCACAAAUGCCACAGCCCCCGCAAAAGCAACUACUUCCAGUUCAUAGAGCAAGUGACGUCACCCAACGAAAACGCUCUCACCGCUAACUAGCUAGCAAUUUCCUGCCGAUAAUAUUCAACCUCCUACGACUUCCUACAAAAUACGCGAUCCUUGUACACCUAACUUAACCCAUAAUGUCCCUUAUAGCGCUCUCACGUUUCAGCAAGCCCCAAUGUUUAACACCCGCAGACAAAAAUGGAAAUUCUUCCAUUUUUACUAGCAGACCUAAUAAAACACACUUUCAAACAGCGUUCUGCAUUUACCUCUAUCAUAGGGUUUAAAAACGAACAUAACAACAUUAACCAUGCUAAUUUGCCGUAGUAACGUCAUGUUUGGUUCAGUUUAUCUAUUACCAUAUAAGACAUUCACUUCUCCAUGCGUCAUAAACUAUAUCCUAUUUCUCUUGUAAUCAACUAAAAUCAUAGCCACGCAAUUAAACCAUCACCCCGCCAUUACAGAAUGAAUGAGAUCUAUUAAACUAUCCUUUCUAAGUAAGCUACAAGUAACACCAAACACUUGCUGUAGUUUACCAUCAUAUAUUGAAAUCAUCCAUUUAUCACGAUCCAAUUUUUUUAUAGACAUAUUCCACCAUUGUCACUCGUUUAAUCUAGCAAAACCUUAUUCAAUGACUAAAAAAUUACUACCACGUACUCUCCAUACCCGUUAACAUUUUUACAUGUUAGUCAUUUAGCAGAUGCUCUUAUUCCAAGCGACGCACAAUUAGUGAGCUCAUACAUUUUUAUACUUAUACUAGCCCCCCUUGGGAAUCGCACACCCAACCCUGGCAUUGCAAGCACCGUGCUCUACCAACUGAGCUACAGAGGACCACAGAUGAGCGUAUAGUGCCUUUUUCUGAUAAUGUUAUAAUUGUAGCCUAUUGCAUUACUUUAGUUUAAAAUAUAAGUUUGUUUAUUCAACAAAUCUAGAACCCACUAUAAAUUGGUGCCAUUGCUUGCAUCCCCUGGUUCACGUAACGAAAAUACAUUAUCAUUCUAGAAUUCAACUAUUCACAUACAUCACUAGUGUCACGCAAACUAUAGAAUAAAGUAAUAACAAUUAGAAUGUGUCAAAUAAAUGUUUUCCCUCCAACUAUUCAAACUUGCUUCAAAUAUAUCUUUCAGCUCGAUACAGGCAAGCAAGUACGACUCUCUUUUACCCGGAAACUAGUUCAUGGCAUUAGUAAAGUCUAUUCACAUCCCAACAAUAACUAAUAAUAUAUUUAUAUUCAUAUUAUUAAAAGACCUUACUUUCAUUCCAGUCUACCUAAACAAUUCAAAUUAUGGCCAAAACUCUAUCCAAAUUGCCAGUCCGCUAUUCAAAUGUAUGUAACUGUCCUUUCUGAUUAGACUAUAGACACUCCCCCUUCUUUCCCGUUGAAUAAGUGAGUCCUUCAGUCUGAAAAGACGCAGGCUGCUAAAUCGUCCAGUCUUAUCCUGACUGUUCCGUCAAUCUAAACAACCCACAACCAUAGUUAAACUAUACUUAGAAAACCUAGACUCUGAUCAGCGAUGCAGAAUCUAUGCUUUAUUGAAAAGACAAGUUAAUCCUCCUUUAUUUCAAUGAUAAUGGUCAGUAGUUUUAGUAUCUGGCACAUACCACACUUUAUCAGAAAAUAGCUUUGAAGGACACAGAUCUCACACGCUCAACGUAAACAACUUAGCAGUCAACGAGUCAAACCCCACAUUCAUUGAUUUGGAAACAGAUCUAACGACCUAACCAAAUUAAUUAUAUUUUCCCCCUAAUAUACUAAAAUUCCUUGACUAUAUCACCUCUGCUUCUGAAAUAAUAGAUAGUUUAUUUUAAUGCUUAAUUCCACCACAUGCUCCAUGUACUUUAUCCCAUCCCCACGUACGUCUGUACGUGUUUGGGCGUGCAAGUCAACACCUAUAAUUUUAUCCAAUGACUUGUAAUAAAUUACACUCCCAUAAAAUUAAUUAUAUUCUAAUAUAUUCACAUCAACCAAACCAUUCAUGUUUCUAAUGAUUCUUUAUUGCCACAAAUCAGUUAAUCACAAUCUAGUCUCAGCGAACGAACAACAAAUUACCCUAAUCCUUCCCCUCAGUCAUAGAAUCCUCCCAGAAUCAUAUAUGCUGGUCACUAUUCCCUGAUCUUACAAAAUUCUAUGACAGGCAUUGUCUCCAAGAUAUCAUUUACAAGAAAAGCUUAUUAUUCCAACGUAUAUAUAAUUAUCAUACACACCUCUAUAUCUCAUCAUUCAAACUUCAGAGUGCGACUAAUUUACACCAUUAUACCACUCUUAUUCCAUAUUUAUACAAUGUUCUUCUCAAACGCGCUUAAUUACUAUUUGUAUAACCUACAGGAAUAUUUUAUUCUAUCAAAGGGCCCAAAUUUGGAAUGUUAACCCUAUCCUAGUUAUUAUUUUACUGUAGUCAAUUUAUCAUAAUACUACAUCACCUCUAAAGUUUCUAAAUAUAAUGUCAGAAACAUACCCUAAAAGAUUGAUCAAAAUAAAAUGCAUAGACGUCAUAUGAUCACACCGGUACACGUGACCUGUUCCUCCAACAGGUUUUAUUCUACCCCUCCUGGUAACGUGAAUUUUCUACACUCAGUUGGUCAAUGAAUAUCCACGCACCAUUCACUCUUCCUCUCUUGGUGUGAGACCGGGUGCGUCCUUCCUACCAGGUUAUACUCAAACAACGGUCCAGGAAAGGUGCGCCAACCAUUCUCCACCAAACACCGACACUUCAAACGACCUCAAACACAGCUUCUCUCCUCAACACAGAAAAUAAGCUGUUAUCUGCAGGAUUUCUUAUUAUUCUCAUUCAUACAGAUGAGUAGCCACUUGUGCCCAAAUGAAUCAGACAGUUGAAUGACUCACAGCCGCCCAAGCAAACCACUCACCCACACAAGAUGAGCAGACCUACUCUAUUUAACACUUUCUCUAUAUUUUGAAGCCCUUGUGGCUAUUUAACCCGUUCACCUACUCAGGAUGACCAGUGUUACUAAAAUGUAUGCUGUCACCUACGCCGGAUGACCUAACUUUUUUACCUGAUCGACCCUGCCUAACUUUGGCAUCACCACAACACAGGAUGAUGCCCCACCUACCCGAGCAGACCUCUAACAAUGAAUUCCUCAUUAGAGAGGUAACCGUAGGUCCCAAAUUUAGCUAGCCACCUGCCCGUUCAGCCCUCUGGAGCGCUAAUUUUUAGCUCUCCAAAGCGGUAUCCACAGGAUUUCUAUUUAUUUAGCCCCCUAGGUGAUACACUUCCUCCACACACCUGGACUUCUACUACGCUUUCCUAAGCGACCAGUAAAUUCUGCCCUUUCUUUCUGAUACACUUCACAGAAAAAGAAGCGGUAUUGCACAGGAUUUCUGCCUACCUAAGCAGCCUAUAAAUGAUACACUUCCUCGACACGUUUAUAGCGGUAUUCGCAGGACUUAACAUGUUAUUGUCUGAUCGCUCAACCAGAUGGACAACCGCCCGUGCCGAAAUGACCCAGAGAAAGCGAUCAGCAGGAUGAAUCAAAUGAAUCAAAUCAAUUGAACAGACGGUUCAGACGAACAACAGAGUGACAUCGACAUGUAUUCUUAAAUUCAAAAGCUCCUAGUCUCUAAUUUUCUGGUUCUUAAAUUUGGAGAGACCUACUUGGUAUUUCUGCAGCUGAUGCCGUGCCCCGGAUCGGACCACACAAACGUUAUACUAUAUAAGUAAGAACUUGGCUUACCUGUUAAAAGCGGCCGCUUUUGUUUGUAUGGUCCGUCCAAGCCGUUUCACCGUCUCUGGCCCCUGUUGUCAACUCCUGGCAAGCUCGCCAAAUAUGUCGUAGAAAUAUUUGACUCAAAAAGUAGUCAACUACUAAAUAUAAAAUAUUUCUCAAGAGACUGGAACUUGUGAAUUUAGACUUUUAUUAUUUGCAUAACAAAGCCGAGCUUGCUCCAUGGAGCAACUGCUUGCCCUGAACCGGAGCGCUCUUUUUAUACAGUCACACUGAUACAACUGAUAGUUACUCCUCCCUAUGUGAAUGAAUAACAUCUUUCAGUAUCACAUGUUGGCUACUCACGAGGGCUACUUGCGCUUCUCUAAGUGGGGCCUCUGUAUCCUAUUAGUGGCAUGGCUCAAAAAAUUAUGUACAUACGUACGUUAAAGAACAAUCACAUUCUGUAUUGACUAUAUUCACUAUCCAGGCAUGCAUCUGGAGUACAAAGUAUCAAUCAUGUUCAUUCUGUUUUACCUUUAUCAUUUCAUAACACAUUAUAAAACAUAUCAAUUAAUACUUAAACAUGGUUUAAACAUGUCAUCCAUAACCCAUUCUCAACCACAUACAUCUAAGCAUUUAUCAUUUACCAUCCUCCCUGGCCCUUGAGAUUAUGUGCAUGUGGCCAUGUGUCAGGUCAUAAGGUCAUAAGCACAAACAAAUGAUAACACUAGUUCCAUUGUUACUCCAAUCUCCACACAACCAUCACGAGGAGUUGUAUCUCCAUCACAUGUCAUUGACAUACCCAGACCAGCUGCAGGGAGUUUAUGAAAAACACAUAAAUGUCUCUGCUCUGUAUUAACCCUUCAACUGGUUCUCAAUCCAUAAACAUUUUAAGGCAUAUAGGUGUUUAAUUCUACAACAUAUGUACUUGAAAAUCAUCUAUAGUAGCUGCAGUUACAGAGCAUUAUAGCUGCAGCUCAACUGCAGGACACUGCAGUUAUUCUUCAAUUACUUAUUCUUCAAUUACUGCGUGCAAAAUACCACAGUCGACUGCAGUUACUGCACUUUUACUGCAGUUUCAAAACUGCAAUCUUUUUUUUGUAAGGGAAAAGGCACCCUUUUGGUCCAGGUCAAGUAGUGCACUAUACAGAACCAGUCAAAAGUUUGGACACACCUACUCAUUCCAGGGUUUUUCUUUAUUUUUACUAUUUUCUACAUUGUAGAAUAAUAGUGAAGACUUCAACACUAUGAAAUAACACAUAUGGAAUCAUGUAGUAACCAAAAAAGUGUUAAGCAAAUGAAAAUAUAUUUUAUAUUUGACAUUUUUAAAAAUAGCCACCGUUUGCCUUGAUGACAGCUUUGUGCACUCUUGGCAUUCUCUCAACCAGCUUCAUGAGAUAGUCACCUGGAAUGCAUUUCAAUUAACAGGUGUGCCUUGUUAAAAGUUAAUUUGUAGAAUUUCUUUCCUUCUUAAUGCGUUUGAGCCAAUCAGUUGUGUUGUGACAAGGUAGGGGUGGUACUGUAUACAGAAGAUAGCCCUACUUGGUAAAAGACCAAGUCCACAUUAUGGCAAGAACAGCUCAAAUAAGUGCUUCACCAAGUUCAAGUAACAGACACAUCUCAACAUCAACUGUUCAGAGGAGACUGCGUGAAUCAGGCCUUCAUGGUCGAAUUGCUGCAAAGAAACCACUACUAAAGGACACCAAUAAUAAGAAGAGACUUGCUUUGGCCAAGAAACACGAGCAAUGGACAUUAGCCCUAGGACCCUGCCUCAGGACUACCUGGCCUGAUGACUCCUUGCUGUCCCCAGUCCACCUGGUUGUGCUGCUGCUCCAGGUUCAACUCUUCUGCCUGCGGCUAUGGAACCCUGACCUGUUCACCGGAUGUGCAACCUUGUCCCUGACCUGCUGUUUUCAACUCUCUCUCUCUACCGCACCUGCUACUUCAACAUCUAAAUGCCCGACAAUGAAAAGCCAAGUGACAUAUACUCCUGAUGUACUGACCUGUUGCAACCUCUACAACCACUGUGAUUAUUAUUUGACCCUACUGGUCAUCUAUGAACGUAUGAACAUCUUGGAGAAAAAUCUGUCCUUAAUGGCCAUGUGCUGUUAUCUCCACCCAGCACAGCCAGAAGGGGACUGGCCAUCCCUCAGAGCCUGGUUCCUAUCUAGGUUUCUUCCUAGGAUUCUGCCUUUCUAGGGAGUUUUUCCUAGCCACUGUGCUUCUACAUCUGCAUUGCUUGCUGUUUGGGGUUUUAGGCUAGGUUUCUGUGUAGCACUUUGUGACAUCUGCUGAUGUAAAAAGGGCUUUAUAAAUACAUUUGAUUGAUUGAUUGGAAAUCUGUCCUUUGUGAUUUUUGGUGCCAACAGCCGUGUCUUUGUGAGACCCAGAGUAGGUGAACGGAUGAUCUCUGCAUGUGUGGUUCCCACCGUAAAGCAUGGAGGAGGAGGUGUGAGGGUGUGGGGGUGUGGGGGUGCUUUGCUGGUGCUCUGUGAUUUAUUUAGAAUUCAAGGCACACUUAACCAGCAUGGCUACCACAGUUCUGCAGCGAUACGCCAUCCAAUCUGGUUUGCGCUUAGUGGGACUAUCAUUUGUUUUUCAACAGGACAAUAACCCAACACACCUCCAGGCUGUGUAAGGGCUAAUUGACCAAGAAGGAGUGUGAUGGAGUGCUGCAUCAGAUGACCUGGCCUCCACAAUCACCCGACCUCAACCCAAUUGAGAUGGUUUGGGAUGAGUUGGACCGCAGAGUGAAGGAAAAGCAGCCAACAAGUGCUCAGCAUAUGUGGGAACUCCUUCAAGACUGUUGGAAAAGCAUUCCAGGUGAAGCUGGUUGAGAGAAUGCCAAGAGUGUGCAAAGAUGUCAUCAAGGCAAAGGGUGGCUACUUUGAAGAAUCUAAAAUCUAAAAUAUAUAUUUUGAUUUGUUUGGUUACUACAUGAUUCCAUAUAUGUUAUUUCAAAGUUUUGAUGUCUUCACUAUUAUUAUACAAAGUAGAAAGUAGUAAAAAUAAAGAAAAACCCUUGAAUGAGUAGGUGUGUCCAAACAUUUGACUGGUACUGUACAUGGAAUAGGGUGCCAUUUGGUAUGCACCCCUGGACAUGGUUGAGAUAACAGUGUUAUGGAGACACAGUGCUACUAGGAAGACAGUUCUCAUGUCAAACCAAAUACGGAUUAGUUGAAUUUUUUACUCUUGUCAAAUACUAUCUUAUUUCAAUUUAAUUAAAAGAGCACUGUUUGAACCAACAUUUGAUUGACAUACAACUGUUUUUGUCUUUAUCUCAUCAGCACAGUUACUCAUUCAGCUUCUCUACUUUUGUUUCUGUUUUAGUUUAACUUCGUGGGCAAACUGCUGGGUCCACGCGGGAACUCACUAAAGAGACUACAGGAAGACACGCUCACUAAGAUGUCCAUUCUGGGGAAAGGAUCAAUGAGAGACAAAGAAAAGGUAACAGCCACGUCAUUCUAUCCUUCUCUCUAACAGUCAAACAUCUCUCUCUCUCUCCCUCUCUAUCUAGUAAAACCUCUUCUCUUUCUCUUCCUCUCUGUCUCUCUAUCUCGCUGUUGUUUGUGUCAGGUAAAUUGAGGCAGACACCCUCAGUGUAAAGGCAUCAAUAACCAUCUGAGUUAUUGUGGAUGUGUUCUGUCUUGUUGUGUCUGUGACAGUCUUUCUCCGUCAGUCAGUUUGUCGUCAUGGGUGAUUUGUGACAUCGAUGAUCUUCAGUGUCAUACAGCAACAUUCCGUUAGAUUGUUGUGAUCAAUUCUCUCUGACGGCACAACUUUGGAACACCUGCUGAACAGAUCUGUUAUGGAGUUGUGCUGAGCUCAUCAGACUCAGCAGGUUUCAAACACACAUGCACGCACGCGCACACACAGCUCACACACACAGCUCGGCAUGCUUCACACACCUCCUCCACUACCUCACCAGGGAGAUCUGUGAUCUGUGAUUGACAGCUUGCUCCAGAUCCAGCAUGCACCUUUCCGUUCAUCGUUUCAGAAAAUGAUGUGCCCUGAAAAGCACAUUUUGUGCUGUUUGCUUGCAGUGAGAGGUGUGUAUUAUACAUGAAGUUUUCUAGCAUGAAGAGGCGUAAUUCUAAUUGUAUGGAUACAGCUGUGUUCUUAUAGCUGCCUCCCUGCAAGCCAGUUACAGAUGGAUAAAAGCUCAGCCUCAGUGUAUGCUUUAUUGCUAUGCAUAGAAUUCUCAUAGAAUUCCUCUAAUAUCUACCCAAGAUUGUCAUCGUCAGUUACACAGAGGAGUGUCAAUGAAAGGAUCAAAGGAAGGCCACAUGUCACAACUUCGGCCAAGGCUGCCUCCCCUCCUUGUUCGGGCAGGCUUCGGCGUUCGUGGUCACCGGAGUACUAACCACUGCCGCCCCAAUCAUCAUCACAAUUGUCUUGUCUUGUCAUUCACACACACCUGGUUCUAUUUCCCCUAAUUAGUCCAUGUAUAAGUGUUCCCUCUGCCCCCUUGUCCUUGUGGGUGAUUGUUUGUUGUGGAGGUUAGUGAAGCUCGGUGGAGCUCGUGUAUUUUGUAUCGAUGGGAGUAUUUUCCCAUGUGCCUUGUAUUUUUUAGUGCACCUGUUUUGUGCCCUGGUGUGUUUGACGCAUUUCUGCGUAAACCUGUAUUUUUCGGAUUAAAGCCUGUUUCUGUGAUUUACCCUCCUGCGCCUGACUCCUUCAACACCACCUUAUCACACCACAGCAGCAACAGGCUGUAUCAGGCUUCUCUCUUCUCCUUCUCCCUUCUCCUCCUCUGCUUCUGAGUGUGGAGCCAAUGGCACCCCUGACAUCCCUGCACUGUCACCAUAGACUCUUAUAGCCAAUAUGAUAUAGAACCAUUCAGAGUCUCUGUCCUGUAGUUGCUUUAUUGUACAUUCCUUGGGCUGGGUGAUGUUUAGGGAGGCGUAUGCUUCUGGGUUCAAGGUUGGUGUUAUGGAAACGAAGGCUAGUGGAGCUUAAAAUGGAUGAUGAAAUGACAUCUAGUUGUUGACUUGGGCGUCCUUGUCGUCUGUCAGUCCUCGCAGUCUGCAAGAAGUCACUACUAUACACUGCAUCCAUGUUGUUGCUGUUGCGGCAUCCUCCUAUUAUUCAGAAUGCAUAACAAGGUGUCACCUGCAACAACUAACAGCCCUCAUACGUUUCAUUCUCUGAACCAAACUGUCUUUCCAAUGGAGUUCCUAUGGACUCUCAUGCUGUUGUCUCAGGCUUUGUGCCUCUUUGUGCCUCGGUUUCUGGGAAGAGAAUGGCUGUUUGAUAACCAGAUUUGCAGUGAGGAAUAUAAACAGAUUCUCUAUGAGGAAUAUCAACAGAGGGGAGAUGCUUGGAUGAGAUAGAGGAGGUGACAGCUGUAAUCUCCUGCCAUGGGCUGCUGAGCACCUAUAAGAAGACAGUGUGUAUGUAUGUGUGUGUGUCAUUGAUGUAUCUUAUCAGAGCUAUGUGAGGGGCCACAAACACACACACACACACACACACACACACACACACACACACACACACACACACACACACACACACACACACACACACACACACAGUCUUCCUAUAGGUGCUCAGCAGCCCAUGGUGACGCCGGCAGCUCCAUCAGUAGAGGCAGACAGUAUACACAGAGGAGCCUCUUCCUCGUAAAACACAGAUUUAUGAGGGAAAUUAGCAUCUCAUUAACAUACCACAGGCUUAAAACCAGGUUAUUUAUAAUCACAUGACAUCACAUCAGAGACUGCCUUCUAGAGGAGGGAAGUGUGUGUGAGUGUGAGCGUGUGAGUGAGAGGGAGAGUAUGAGUAUGAGUGUGAGUGUGAUUGUGUGAUUGUGUGUGUAUGUGUGUUGCAUGAUGCCACUGGAGGAGGGAGGAAGGAAGUUCUCAAUAGCUAGCAGCGUAGAGGCACGCCACUAGAGAAGAGCUGAGCAGGGUUUUGUUCAGAUGAGGAAACUGGGGUGUCUAUACAACUCAUGUUGUUGUCUGUGCUGUAGUUUUACUUAGGGUUUGGCUGUCCUAUUUUGGCCCUUCAAUAACAUAUUGGCCUCUUUCUGUCUGGAUGAGAUGGUCCAUUCGGAUCUAUUGUCACGAUCGUCAGGAACAGAUGAGGACCAAGGCGCAGCGUUGCAGGCAAACAUACUCAUUUAUUAAGCGAAACGAUAUCAAAACAACAAAAGACGGAAACGUGACAGUACACGGUAUAACACAACCAACUCGAAACAAGAACCCACAAAACCAAAGGAAAAACCGACAGAUUAAAUAUGGCUCCCAAUCAGAGACAACCAGCAAACAGCUGACACUCGUUGCCUCUGAUUGGGAGUCACUCAGGCCAACAUAGAAAUAGGGAACAUAGAUCUACACACCCUGGCUCAACAUAACAGUGUCCCCAGAGCCAGGGUGUGACAUCUAUGUUGGUCUAUCACCUUUUUACAAUAUACUGUAAUGUAUUACAUACUGUAUAGAGCGGUGCACUCCUUUGUGGCAUUGAAGGUCUGAUCAGUAUUGUGGUUUUAUUAUAUUUAGGGCUGUCAAACAAUAUGAAAAAUGUAAUAAAGUUAAUCGCAGGAUUUGCUGUGUUUAAUCGCGAUUAACUGCAAAUUCAGAAUUUGCUCAAAUUGAGCUGAAGUUUCAGACUUUUUAUACAAAAAGUAUUACAAGAAUAUUGACGUCUUGAUUUUGUCCAAAGUAACAGUUAGCAAAAUCUGGUAAAGUGAUAAAGCACACUUUCUUUAACCUCAAUGUCAACUUGUUUUGACGUCCCGCUGUUGUUUUUAUCUGUAUAGAUUGUUUGGAUUUUUCAGUGUAUUCUGAAUGCUUUCAGACAUGCGAUUAAUCACAAUAAAAAACAUAACUUAAAUUGCAAAAAGUGAACUAGAGUUAACUGAUUUACUCUGACAGCCCUAAUUAUAGUAAGUAUAAAUUGAAUAAUCCAGUCAAACAGAUUAGCUGGAUCAGUCUUGCUGAUCCUGUGUGGAUUAAAUGAACUGUGAGGAGUAACUGAGGGGACUAUAAUAGAGUUAAAGCACAUUGUGACAACUUCUGGUGUAAAAAGGGCUUUAUAAAUACAUUUGAUUUAUUUUUGUUCCACCAGGAGGAAGAGCUACGGAAGAGUGGAGAGGCCAAAUAUCAGCACCUGAACGAGGACCUCCAUGUCCUCAUAGAAGUGUUCGCUCCCCCUGCAGAGGCCUACAACAGGAUGGGUCACGCACUGGAGGAGAUCAAGAAAUUCCUCAUACCAGUACGUGCUGACACCUACAUACUCAUUACUCUUAUCCUGUUCUCUUUACAUUUGAUCCAACAUAUGAAUACAAUAUAACAGCUAGCUAGUCAACCAAUCAAAUGUAUUUAUAAAGCCUUUUUUACCUCAGCAGAUGUCACAAAGUGCUGUACAGAAACCCAGCCUAAAACCCCAAACAGCAAGCAAUGCAGAUGUAGAAGUAGAAGCUACUGAUUUAACAUCGGCUACCCUGCUUCUUCUGUGCAACAUAUGAUUAUACUCUGUGCCUGUGUCCACAUUGAACACCCAGAUAGUACAGUAAAGGUUAUACAGGAAGUAACAAGUGGCAGAAGUCUGGUCCAGUCCAGCCACAAUCCAUCUGCGUGUACUGUAUCAGUCAGCCAGCUGAAGCAGUUGAACCAGUAUCCCACUCUGUCUGAUUGGAUGCACGUCCCUCUGAGGGAAGGGAAGUCAUGGGGAUAACUGACUAAGCUGAAUAAGAGAGUAACACAGUCAGACAGGAACCACUCAGCACAGCCUAUCCCUCUCUGGGACUCCCAUACAUCACGUUUAUUUACUCAUACUCCAUUUAUUAUGGAUGACCGAUCUAUCCCAUGCUAUUAUGGAAGAAUAGUAUGAUCUCUCCAUCCCAUAUUAAUGUGUAUGAUCUUUCCAGUCUCACUUUUAAUUUCCCUCACAAAUACACAGCGAUGUGUUGAUAUGGAGGAGACACAAGACAAUCGUCACCAUGGCAUUAUGAUUAAACGCUGAUUUCCAUAUUAAUUGCUACGUUCCAUUGAGCGGUGAAGACAACUGUGUGUGAUGAUAAAGCACACACGCACGCACACAAACAGAGAAAGACGACUGUGUGUGACGAUAAAAAGCCAAAUGGGGUUCCUGGGUUUUAUCAACGGGGGAUCAGGAGUGUAUUGCUUUGCCUGAGGAGCAGCGGUCACGGCAGCAUCAUGAAACGCAUGAGCGCAUGAACACGCACACACACGCACACACACGCACACACACACACACACACACACACACACACACACACACACACACACACACACACACACACACACACACACACACACACACACACACACACACACACACACACACACACAGUGGUUGGUCACGGCAGCACUGUAAAGUACAUUAAUUAGAUAUUCCUACAGGGCUGUAACCCUGGAGAUAAAGGACGUAAUUUAAUACGCUGUAAUUAAAAGGGUGUUUGUGUGUGUGUGUGUGUGUGUGUGUGUGUGUGUGUGUGUGUGUGUGUGUGUGUGUGUGUGUGUGUGUGUGCAGGAUUACAAUGAUGAGAUCCGACAGGCGCAGCUGCAGGAGCUGACGUACCUGAAUGGUGGCUCGGAGGAUGCCAAGGUGCCAGCGGUGAGGGGCAAGCUGCCCGCAGCACGGGGUAGAGGGACACCUGCCCCAGGACACAUCAGGUACCAGUUAUUCCCAUAACUGAAAAAAUAUAUAUGUGUCUGCGUUUUAGUACAUUCAAUUCAAAACUCUGCUUUAUAAUGCCGAUGAGGGGAAACAAGAUAUCUGGAAAAUAUACCAUCAGACCCAAACGAUACACAAUACAACUUUAAGAACUAUUGAAAUUCAAAUAAGUGUUUGUAUGCAACUGUCCUGGUGUAUUGUCUUUAAGAUGUAACUCCCCAGAUAACUUGGAAUAAUACUAAAAUAGUCAUUUCCAUUAUAAUAUUUUAUAGUACGCACGUUAUGUGGCUCUUAAGCUUUCUAUCUACAUUUUCAAAUGAAAUGCAACGUAUGUUUGUGUUUAUAAAAGCAAACAUCUUUCUGCAUCAGAUGAAGAGAUAAACCAGGUCACAGAGAAGGGAUGUGUGUGUGUUAGUGUGUUUGUUUGUGUGUAUGUAUUGCUCUGAGAGGGAUUAUAAUUGGAUCUGUUUUAAAUUAGACAGUAAAUAGCAUUUAGCGUGCCUAAUGUCAGUGAGAGAAAAAAUAACUACCACAGGCAGUGUGGUGUACAGUAAGUCAGAUGUACAGUGGGGGAAAAAACUAUUUAGUCAGCCACCAAUUGUGCAAGUUCUCCUACUUAAAAAGAUGAGAGAGGCCUGUAAUUUUCAUCAUAGGUACACGUCAACUAGGACAGACAAAUUGAGAUUUUUCUUGUCCAGAAAAUCACAUUGUAGGAUUUUUAAUGAAUUUAUUUGCAAAUUAUGGUGGAAAAAAAGUAUUUGGUCACCUACAAACAAGCAAGAUUUCUGGCUCUCACAGACCUGUAACUUCUUUUUUAAGAGGCUCCUCUGUCCUCCACUCGUUACCUGUAUUAAUGGCACCUGUUUGAACUUGUUAUCAGUAUAAAAGACACCUGUCCACAACCUCAAACAGUCACACUCCAAACUCCACUAUGGCCAAGACCAAAGAGCUGUCAAAGGACACCAGAAACAAAAUUGUAGACCUGCACCAGGCUGGGAAGACUGAAUCUGCAAUAGGUAAGCAGCUUGGUUUGAAGAAAUCAACUGUGGGAGCAAUUAUUAGGAAAUGGAAGACUUACAAGACCACUGAUAAUCUCCCUCGAUAUGGGGCUCCACGCAAGAUCUCACCCCGUGGGGUCAAAAUGAUCACAAGAACGGUGAGCAAAAAUCCCAGAACCACACGGGGGGACCUAGUGAAUGACCUGCAGAGAGCUGGGACCAAAGUAACAAAGCCUACCAUCAGUAACACACUACGCCGCCAGGGACUCAAAUCCUGCAGUGCCAGACGUGUCCCCCUGCUUAAGCCAGUACAUGUCCAGGCCCGUCUGAAGUUUGCUAGAGUGCAUUUGGAUGAUCCAGAAGAGGAUUGGGAGAAUGUCAUAUGGUCAGAUGAAACCAAAAUAGAACUUUUUGGUAAAAACUCAACUCGUCGUGUUUGGAGGACAAAGAAUGCUGAGUUGCAUCCAAAGAACACCAUACCUACUGUGAAGCAUGGGGGUGGAAACAUCAUGCUUUGGGGCUGUUUUUCUGCAAAGGGACCAGGACGACUGAUCCGUGUAAAGGAAAGAAUGAAUGGGGCCAUGUAUCGUGAGAUUUUGAGUGAAAACCUCCUUCCAUCAGCAAGGGCAUUGAAGAUGAAACGUGGCUGGGUCUUUCAGCAUGACAAUGAUCCCAAACACACCGCCCGGGCAACGAAGGAGUGGCUUCGUAAGAAGCAUUUCAAGGUCCUGGAGUGGCCUAGCCAGUCUCCAGAUCUCAACCCCAUAGAAAAUCUUUGGAGGGAGUUGAAAGUCUGUGUUGCCCAGCGACAACCCCUAAACAUCACUGCUCUAGAGGAGAUCUGCAUGGAGGAAUGGGCCAAAAUACCAGCAACAGUGUGUGAAAACCUUGUGAAGACUUACAGAAAACGUUUGACCUGUGUCAUUGCCAACAAAGGGUAUAUAACAAAGUAUUGAGAAACUUUUGUUAUUGACCAAAUACUUAUUUUCCACCAUAAUUUGCAAAUAAAUUCAUUACAAAUCGUACAAUAUGAUUUUCUGGAAAUUUUUUCCUCAUUUUGUCUGUCAUAGUUGACGUGUACCUAUGAUGAAAAAAAAAUAUAUCUUUUUAAGUGGGCGAACUUGCACAAUUGGUGGCUGACUAAAAUACUUUUUUUCCCCACUGUAUAAACCAUAUACUCACUAACAGUAAUGGGAUUAUGUCUGAAUUGCAGAGGUAUCUUGCUGACAGUCUAUUGGUCCACUUAAGCCAUAGGGCUCUGGUCAAAAACAGUGCAUAUGUAGGCUGCCAUUUGAGAUGCUGCCUAAAAUUCUCCCCUGCUUAUCCUGUGUGGUAGGAGUCGAGGAGGUGUGCCCCCUCCCCACGCAGCUGUCCCCCGUGGAGCAGCACCGAGAGGGGCACCCCCCAUUCGGGUACCAUCGGCCCGAGGGAGGGGUGUGCCAGCACAAAGAACACGAGGGGCUCCCCCGCCCGCGGGGUACAGACCACCACCACCCAUAGUACAGGACACAUAUGGGGAA